This is a messenger RNA of Microcebus murinus (gray mouse lemur), 8263 nucleotides long. The record is from RefSeq and is a predicted model, not a curated record. Lineage: Eukaryota; Metazoa; Chordata; Mammalia; Primates; Cheirogaleidae.
GUCUUUUCAGCAAUGUGAAUGAAACUGAAAGAAGAAAAAUAAUCGCAUAACUUGCCUUUCUUUAGUGGAAAUACAAAGCAAUUUGGAAAUCUACCAGUGUUGUAUUUAAUCCGGAGACUGAGUUCACUAUAGAAACACCCACAAUUGUAUCAAUGGUUGGGGAAAGAUAGUGGCAGCAGGCAAAGGAAAAACCCGCUCUCACAUACUAAGAAAAUGAGUAUGCUAAAGCCAAGUGGGCUUAAGGCCCCCACCAAGAUCCUUAAGCCUGGAAGCACAGCUUUGAAGACACCUACAACGGUUGCAGUUCCAGUAGAAAAAACAAUAUCCAGUGAAAAAGCAUCAAGCGCUCCAUCUGCUGAGGCUCAAGAAGAAUUUGUGGAUGACUUUCGAGUUGGGGAGCGAGUUUGGGUGAAUGGGAAUAAGCCUGGAUUUAUCCAGUUUCUUGGAGAAACCCAGUUUGCACCAGGCCAGUGGGCUGGGAUUGUUUUAGAUGAACCUAUUGGCAAGAAUGAUGGCUCAGUGGCAGGAGUUCGGUAUUUCCAGUGCGAGCCUUUAAAGGGCAUAUUUACCCGACCAUCAAAGUUAACAAGGAAGGUGCAAGCAGAAGAUGAAGCUAACGGGCUGCAGACGACUCAGGCUUCCAGAGCUACUUCUCCUUUGUCCACAUCUGCAGCCAGCAUGGUGUCCUCCUCCCUGGCCACUCCCUCAAAUAUUCCCCAUAAACCGUCCCAACCAGCAGCAAAGGAACCUUCAACUACAUCUCAGAUCAGUAACCUUACAAAAACUGCCAGUGAGUCUAUCUCCAACCUUUCAGAGGCUGGCUCAGUCAAGAAAGGAGAAAGAGAGCUCAAAAUUGGAGACAGAGUAUUGGUUGGUGGCACUAAAGCUGGUGUAGUCCGGUUUCUCGGGGAGACAGACUUUGCAAAGGGAGAGUGGUGUGGUGUGGAGUUAGAUGAACCUCUUGGGAAGAACGAUGGUGCUGUUGCUGGAACAAGGUAUUUUCAGUGUCAACCCAAAUAUGGCUUGUUUGCUCCUGUCCACAAAGUGACCAAGAUUGGCUUCCCUUCCACUACGCCAGCCAAAGCCAAGGCCGCCGCGGUGAGGCGAGUGAUGGCCACCACGCCUGCCAGCCUGAAGCGAAGCCCUUCUGCCUCCUCCCUCAGCUCCAUGAGCUCGGUGGCCUCCUCUGUGAGCAGCAAACCCAGCCGGACAGGACUAUUGACUGAAACCUCCUCCCGUUACGCCAGGAAGAUCUCCGGCACCACUGCCCUCCAGGAGGCGCUGAAGGAGAAGCAGCAGCACAUUGAGCAGCUGCUGGCUGAACGGGAUCUAGAGAGGGCGGAGGUGGCCAAGGCCACGAGCCACGUGGGGGAGAUAGAGCAGGAGCUAGCCCUGGCCCGGGACGGACACGACCAGCAUGUCCUAGAAUUGGAGGCCAAGAUGGACCAGCUGCGAACAAUGGUGGAAGCUGCUGACAGGGAGAAGGUGGAGCUUCUCAACCAACUUGAAGAGGAGAAAAGGAAGGUUGAGGACCUUCAGUUCCGGGUUGAAGAAGAGUCAAUUACCAAAGGUGAUCUUGAGCAAAAGAGCCAGAUUUCUGAAGAUCCUGAGAAUACGCAGACCAAACUGGAGCAUGCCCGCAUUAAGGAGCUUGAACAGAGCCUGCUCUUUGAAAAGACCAAAGCUGACAAACUCCAGAGGGAGUUAGAAGACACUAGGGUGGCUACAGUAUCAGAAAAGUCACGUAUAAUGGAACUAGAGAAAGACCUAGCAUUGAGAGUACAGGAAGUAGCUGAGCUCCGAAGAAGGCUGGAGUCCAAUAAACCUGCUGGGGAUGUGGACAUGUCGCUUUCCCUCUUGCAAGAGAUAAGCUCUUUGCAAGAAAAGUUAGAAGUCACCCAAAGUGACCACCGGAGAGAAAUAACUUCUCUGAAAGAACAUUUUGGAACCCAGGAAGAAACUCAUCAGAAGGAGAUAAAGGCUCUUCAUACUGCCAUGGAGAAGCUUUCCAAAGAAAACGAGUCAUUGAAAAGCAAGCUUGAUCAUGCCAACAAAGAGAAUUCAGAUGUGAUAGCUCUGUGGAAGUCCAAGCUGGAGACUGCCAUCGCAUCCCACCAGCAGGCGAUGGAAGAGUUGAAGGUGUCCUUUAGCAAAGGGGUUGGAACAGAGGCAGCAGAAUUUGCUGAGUUAAAAACACAAAUAGAGAAAGUAAGACUAGAUUACCAGCAUGAAAUAGAAAAUUUGCAGAAUCAGCAAGACUCUGAACGGUCUGCUCAUGCUAAAGAGGUAGAAGCCCUAAGGGCUAAACUGAUGAAAAUCAUUAAAGAAAAGGAGAACAGUCUGGAAGCCAUCAAAUCAAAACUGGACAAAGCGGAAGACCAGCAUCUAGUAGAAAUGGAAGACACGUUAAACAAAUUACAGGAAGCUGAAAUAAAGGUAAAGGAACUAGAGGUACUGCAAGCCAAAUGCAAUGAACAAACCAAAGUUAUUGAUAAUUUUACAUCACAGCUCAAGGCUACUGAAGAAAAGCUCUUGGAUCUUGAUGCACUUCAGAAAGCCAGUUCCGAAGGUAAAUCGGAAAUCGAGAAACUUAGACAGCAGCUUGAGGCAGCUGAGAAACAGAUUAAAAAUUUAGAGAUUGAAAAGAAUGCUGAAAGUGGCAAGGCUAGUAGCAUUACCAAAGAGCUCCAGGGGAAAGAGCUAAAGCUUACUAACCUUCAGGAAAAUUUGAGUGAAGUCAGUCAAGUGAAAGAGGCUUUGGAAAAAGAACUUCAGAUUUUGAAAGAAAAGUUUGCUGAUGCUUCAGAGGAGAUGGUCUCUGCUCAGAGAAGUAUGCAAGAAACUGUAAGUAAAUUACACCAAAAGGAGGAAGAGUUUAACAUGCUAUCUUCUGAACUGGAGAAGCUGAGAGAAAAUUUAGCAGAUAUGGAGGCAAAAUUUAGAGAGAGAGAUGAAAGAGAAGAGCAGUUGAUAAAGGCAAAGGAAAAACUGGAAAACGACAUUGCAGAAAUAAUGAAGAUGUCAGGAGAUAAUUCUUCUCAGCUGACAAAAAUGAAUGAUGAGUUACGUCUGAAAGAAAGAUGUGUCGAAGAAUUACAGCUGAAACUUACAAAGGCUAAUGAAAAUGCAAGUUUUCUGCAGAGAAGUAUUGGGGAAGUAACUCUCAAAGCUGAAGAGAGCCAGCAAGAAGCAGCUAAAAAGCAUGAGGAAGAAAGGAAAGAACUGGAGAGUAAACUGCUGGACCUGGAAAAGAAGGUGGAAACAAGCCACAACCAAUGUCAGGAUCUGAAAGCCAGGUAUGAAGAAGCCAGUUCUGAGACAAAAGCCAAACACGAAGAAAUCCUGCAGAACCUGCAGAAGGUGCUGUCGGACACAGAGGAUAAGCUGAAGGCUGCACAAGAGAAGAACAGCAGCCUGCUGCAGGAGAUGGAGGAACUGAAAACACACGCUGACAAAGCCAAAUCGCUAACUUAUUUGUUAACAUCAGCCAAAAAAGAAAUUGAACUUAUGUCAGAAGAGCUGAGGGGUCUGAAAUCAGAGAAGCAGCUUCUUGCACAGGAGGGAAAUGAUUUAAAGUUAGAAAAAGGUUCACUUUUGUCAAAGCUUAUAGAGGUGGAGGCCAAAAUAACUUUACUUCAGGAAGACCAACAGAAACUGUGGUCAAUAAAUGAAACUCUUAAUUUAGAAAAGGAGAAAGUCUUAGAAGAAAAGCAAGAUGCUGAAAAGCUUUAUCAGCAGGAACAUGUCAACAAUGAAGCUUUGGCUGUUGAGAGAGAGAAAUUGCUUAAUGAAAUCAAUAUUGCACAGGAAGAACUCUUGAAGAUACAUAUGGAAAAUGACUCUUUGCAAGCUUCUAAGGUGAGCAUGCAGGCACGUAUUGAAGAGCUCAAGUUCAGCAAAGAUACUUUGAUUGCUGAAUUUAUGAAGCAUCGGGAAGAAAAAGAUCACCUGGAGGAUCAGAUCAAGAAACUUAUUACCGAAAACCUUGUUUUGGCUAAAGAUAAGGAUGACAUUAUUCAGAAGCUUCAGAGCUCUUAUGAGGAGCUAGUCAAAGAUCAGAAAACCUUGGCACAAGAGAUCGAAGAUCUCACAGCUGAGAAAAAGUCAGCUUUAGAGAGACAGUCAAGUCUCGAUAACACCUGCAUAGCCUUAAAGGUAGAACGAGACAAUCUUCUUCAGAACAACCGGGACCUACAGUUGGAGAAGGACUUGCUGCUUCAAGAUCAGGAAAAGCUGCAUGCCAACCUAGAGGCCGCACUCCAGGUCCAACAGCUGCUCCGCAUGGAAGCCAGUGGGCUCCACGGGCAGCUGGAUGAUGCCGGCAAAGCUCUGAGAAAGGCGGAGCUGGAGACGGUGCAACUCCAGGCCACAAACUCGAGCCUCACGAAGCUGCUGGAAGAAAUUAAGGCUAGUCGGGCAAUCACAGACUCUGAGUGCAUCCAGCUUCUGCACGAGAAAGAAACCCUGGCCUCUGCUGAGAGGAGACUUUUGGCUGAAAAAGAAGAACUUUUAAGUGAAGUUGGGAUCAUCACUGAAAAACUCAACAAAUGCUCGGAAGAGGCUGCCCGUAUUGAGAUGAGCCUGAAUGAGAAGAUCAGUUAUCUAACUUCUGAGAAGGAGGUGGUUUGUCAGAAAUUUACUAAGCUUAAAAAGCAGCAGGACAAUCUCUUGAAAGAAAAAUCUGCACUGGAAUUGCAAAAUGGAGAUUUACUUGCAGAGAGAGAAAAUUCCAUCAAAGCCAUAGGAGACCUUAAAAGGAAAUACGAUCAAGAGUCUGCGAACAGAAGAAUCAUUGUUCAUGAGAAGAUGAAACUACUUGGUAAUAUUGAUGCGCUGAAGAAAGAGCUUCAAGAGAGAAAAAAGGAAAACCAAGAACUCGCGGCCAGCAAGUGUGAUCUCUCUAUGAUGCUGAAAGAGGCACAAAAUGCCAAAAAGAAUCUAGAAAAAGAACACACUAACAUAUUGCAUGCAAAGGAGAGUUUGAAUGUUGAACUUCAGACUUGCUGUUCUGAAAAGAACAUUUUGUUGAGGGAUGGCUUGAGCCUGCAAGAGGAGUGUCAGAAAUUAAGUGAGGAAAUCCAUGCAAUUCGGAAGUCCUUAAUCCUGGAACAAGAAGCCAGAGCAAAAGAGAAUGAGUCAUCCCUGUAUGAAAAAAAUAAACUUCAUGGGAGAAUGGUGCUCCUGGAGCAGGAGGUGGAAGAGUUAAGAGCGUGUACUGAGGCGCUGCAGUCUGAGAAGUUUGCGCUGAUCCAAGAGAAGACCAAAUCAGAGCAAAAAGUAGUAGAGAUAAUUAAGGAAAAGGAACUCUUGAGUGCAGAAACAGCUCAGCUCGCUGCCAACAUAGAGACUCUGAAAAGCGAUUUUGCUUCCUUGUCCAAAUCCAAGUUGGAACUGCAGGAACUGCACAGCUGCCUCACCAAGAUUCUGGAUGACCUUCGGCUGAACCAUGAGGUGACCCUGGCUGAAAGAGCCCAGGUGGUACAGGACAACAAGAACCUCCUAGCAGAGAAAAGAGAGAUGAUGCUGGAGAAGGACCAGCUCCAGAAGGAGAAGGAGAGCCUGGCAGAAAGUUACUUCAUCCUUCAGAAAGAGAUCAGCCAGUUGGCCCAAACCAACAGCCAUAUUUCAGCCAACCUCCUAGAAUCUCAAAAUGAAAACCGUACUUUGAGGAAAGACAAGAGCAAGCUUACCCUUAAAAUUAGAGAGCUCGAGACUCUUCAUUCAUUUACGGCUGCUCAGACAGCGGAAGAUGCCAUGCAGAUAAUGGAACAGAUGACCAAAGAGAAGACCGAGACGCUGGCCUCCUUGGAGGACACCAAGCAAACAAAUGCAAAACUACAGAAUGAAUUGGACACACUUAAAGAAAACAACUUGAAAAAUGUGGAAGAACUCAACAAAUCAAAAGAACUCUUGACUGUAGAGAAUCAAAAAAUGGAAGAAUUCAGGAAAGAAAUAGAAACCCUAAAGCAGGCAGCAGCUCAGAAGUCCCAGCAGCUUUCAGCAUUGCAAGAAGAGAACGUUAAACUUACUGAGGAGCUGGGGAGAAGCAAGGACGAAGUCACAAGUCAUCAAAAGCUGGAAGAAGAAAGAUCUGUGCUCAAUAAUCAGUUGUUAGAAAUGAAAAAAAGAGAAUCCAAGUACAUAAAAGACGCAGAUGAAGAAAAAGCCUCCUUGCAGAAAUCCAUCAGUAUAACUAGUGCCUUACUCACAGAAAAGGAUGCAGAGCUGGAAAAACUGAGGAAUGAGGUCACAGUGCUCAGGGGAGAAAACGCCUCUGCCAAGUCCUUGCAUUCAGUUGUUCAGUCUCUAGAGUCUGAUAAGGUGAAGCUUGAGCUCAAGGUAAAGAACUUGGAGCUUCAACUCAAAGAAAACAAGAGGCAGCUCAGCAGCUCCUCAGGUAAUACUGAUACUCAGGCAGAAGAGGAUGAAAGAGCCCAGGAGAGUCAGCAAAUGAUUGAUUUCCUAAAUUCGGUAAUAGUGGACCUUCAAAGGAAGAAUCAAGACCUAAAGAUGAAGGUAGAGAUGAUGUCAGAAGCAGCCCUCAAUGGGAACGGGGAUGACCUGAACAAUUAUGACAGUGAUGACCAAGAGAGACAGUCCAAGAAGAAACCUCGCCUCUUCUGUGACAUUUGUGACUGCUUUGACCUCCACGACACAGAGGACUGUCCUACCCAGGCACAGAUGUCUGAGGACCCUCCCCAUUCCGUACACCACGGCAGUCGGAGUGAGGAACGCCCAUACUGUGAAAUCUGUGAGAUGUUUGGCCACUGGGCAACCAACUGCAAUGACGACGAGACCUUCUGAUGAAGCCUCGUCUCGAACUGGGCUUUCUCAGAUGCGCUAGCGUUUAAGCAAUUUAACACCAGCAUUGUGCGUGCAGACUUCAGGAGAACUCAUGUUAUUUUUGACCCCCAUCAACAAAUCUAAGAAAUAUUUUGAUCUUCAACAAAUCACCCUUUAGUCUUCUCUUUUAAGUUAGAAAAACAAAUAAAUACUUUAGUAGGUGAGUUUUCACCUCUUAUUUUGUUUUCUUGAUGUCUCAGUUUGAAAACAUUGCACCAGAUGCCAUUACUUUGUUUUGUCCCUAGACCUCAUAGGAAAAUCCUUACCCUUACGAUACCUUAUUUAAGUAACUUUAAAUUAUGCCGUUACUUUUCAUAUUUGCACUAAAAUAUUUCCAGGCUGCAUUUGUAUAUUUAGAUUUUUGGGUUAAGCUUUGACACUGGAAUGAGUUGAAAAAAAAAUGUGCCAUCUUGCAUUUUCAUCUACUCAUUAUAGUAUUUUAUUCUUAUUCAAAGAAAUAUGAGCUCUUUGCACUACCUGUUAUCAGUAGUGCCUUUAUUUCAGGCUUGAUAAUACUUAGGUGUGAUUAUAAAUCAUGAAACAGGUAAAGGGAGGGGAAAGCCCCCAAACUGCUGUGGGGACAUUUUAUAAUCUAUAUGCUGCACCCACUUACUGUACUGUGGUGUUUUGUUUAUUGGUUUUGCAUAAUUUCAGCUUCUAUAUAUUAUAUGUAUAUAUUUUUUUAAAAAUUAUAUUUUGGGAAAAACAUAUACAAUGUGUCUUUCUUUUCAGAUGUUUACCUUUAUGAAAAAGAAAACACUUAAAGUGAUCCUCUGAACAUAACAGACUAAGGCCAGAAAUACCAUCAUGUGGCUUGCAAUUAUUUUUUUCUUUUUGUUUUCAUUUUGUUUCUUUACCAGAUUUCAAUAACUGGAAGAAUUUUCUCAAAUUUUUUUCCUUCUCUAGCAGAUCUCCCCAGCAGUCAGUUAAUUAGAUAAUAAUCCACUGUAAAACACCUAGAUUAAACAAUUUACAGUCUUCCUUUACAAGUUUUUUUACUGUGUUUUUAGAUGAAUGUACGAUGAGAAAUUCAACAUUAAUAAUUUUGGAUUUUCUUAUCACAAAAAAUAAAAUGAAGGACCUCAGCCACCAGAAUAGUUUGUCAACCAGUUUGAAUCUAUUUAUCUUCAUUUGAAUGUCUUUUAGAAUAUGUAAAAUGUAAUAAAAUGUAUCUUCCAUGCUACGUGUAUAGUAAGAACUUCUAUAAUUGUAUAUAUGCCUUUGAUGUAUUUCCCCCUCAAGUUUUAUCAACUGUGUUUGACAAGUGAAUAUUAAGUUAAUCUGUUAUGAAUUGAAAUUUUUGGUUAUAAACAUUAUAAUAGGAGUUGUUUCACAAACAGAAAACAUGUAAAACAGUAUUAAAAUUUGAGCAAACAAGUGUUCUGUAUCUACUUUAAUAAAUGAUUAUUCUUUUUUGCCA